GUAUGUCUGUGUGCCACCGGAAAGAAACCCGGCCGACACCAAUCUCAGCACAUGUUAGCAUUUCUAAAAAAAUUUCAAAAAUAUAAUUUUUUUUUUUUAAUUUGAAAAUUAUUAUUAUUAUUGUAUAUUGUACAUGUAUAAGCUUCUCCAACAACAACAAGAAGAAGAAGAAGAAGAAGACACAGGACGACGACAGCAACGACUCAGGACGACGUGGGAUAGCGGUCGCUACUCUGUUGCUCUCUCGCAUUCAAUCGCCAGAGCCCAAUCUUUGUAAGACCAAUCCAAUCCAAUCCAGUCCGAUCUCUCAUUUCCAAUUCCAAAUUCAAACUUUUUUUGAAUUCUCAGAUCAUUUUCACCAGGAAUAGCAAGAGGAAGAGGAAAUCAGCCUUGAGAAAACAUUGCUAUAUAUAGCACAUGUGAUUUGAAGUCUGAUUUAAUAGGGUUUUUGUUUUGAGUAGUUGUUGUUGUUAAGGGUAGUUUAUAUUUUAUUGAACUAGUAGGGUUAAGUGUGUUGGAUUGAAGAAGUUUUGUUAGGCUGAAUAGAGAAAAUUAGGGUUAGGGUUUAUGAUGGAAGAUUGAUUGAUAAUGGUGCGGCUGUUGGGAUUGACUCGCUAUGAAUCAGAGCCUCGGGAGAUCACGCGAUCCAAUCCGACUGUUGAGAGUGCCGGAGGAGAUAAUGGGUGGCUCAUUCGCUUUUUCGAUUCGGCUUUCUUCUGUGAGUGGAUUGCUGUUAGUUAUCUCUACAAGCAUGAGCACUCCGGUGUUCGAGACUACCUCUGCAAUCGAAUGUACACUUUACCCUUAUCUGGCAUCGAAAGCUACUUGUUUCAAAUAUGUUACAUGUUGGUUCACAAGCCCAGCCCGUCACUCGAUAAGUUUGUCAUCGAUGUGUGCUCAAAGUCACUCAAGAUAGCCCUCAAAGUGCACUGGUUUUUGAUGGCGGAGCUUGAGGACUCAGAUGAUAAUGAGGGGAUUGGUAGGAUUCAGGAGAAGUGUCAAAUUGCAGCAACUUUGAUGGGUGAGUGGCCGCCAUUGAUUAGGCCCCAUAAUCCACCUGCUACUCCCACGAGCAAGAAUCAAGUUCUUAAUAGGUUACUAUCAUCGAAACAGAGGCUAUUGUCAUUAACAUCAUCGCCACCCCCUCAACGGUCUUUAUCAUUAUCGCCUUCAUCCGGGAACUCCUUACAGGAUGAUGGGGAGAAGGCUUCUCCGGAUGAGAACAAGAUUUUCAAGAAAUUAAGUUUGGGUCCAAAAGUUCGGGAUUCAUUGUUUUUCAGGAAAUCAGUGGAUAAAGAUGAUGAGGAAUCAGAGAAGGAUGGCUUUUUCCGAAGGCUUCUAAGAGAUAGUAGGGAUGAGGAUGGUAGAAAAUCAAUGGAUAAACAUGAAGAGGACUCGGAGAAAGAUGGCUUCUUCAGGAGGCUUUUGAGGGAUAGUAGGGAUGAGGAUGAGGAGAUCACAUCGAGCUCGGAAGGAUUUUUCAAGCGGUUAUUUCGUGAUAGUAAAAGUGAUCCUGAGGAAAAAGUAAUCUCAAAAUCGGCUGAAGAGGAUGAAAAGGGGGGUUUUCUCCGUAAGUUUUUUAAGGAGAAAUUCGAGGAGAAAAGGGGGGUUGACAGAAAUGAUGAUGAAGAAAAAGGGUCAAAGUCUGCAGAAAAUGAUGAAAAAGAUGGAUUCUUUCGGAAAUUUUUUAAGGAAAAAUUUGAGGACAAGAAAGAUGGGAAUGAUAGGACUGAUGACGAAGGCAAGGGGCAAGCCAAUGGCGAUGAAGAAGAAUCUUCAGAUGUUUCUUUGUUUCGUAGACUGUUUCGUGUGCAUCCAGAAGAUGCAAAGACUACAGCAGCCAAUGAAAACAGCAACAGUGGCAAUUUUCUUGAAAGCAGUCCAGGGACAGAAAAGUUUUUCCGCAAGCUGUUCAGAGAUCGCGAUCGUACUGUAGAAGAUUCCGAGCUGCUUGGAUUGGAUAAACCGAAAGAGAAACGCCCCGGCUCACCAAAGCAAAGGAAUGAAAAAUCUAAUGCUAAGCCUCCACUUCCAAAUAAUGCCGUGUCACAGUUUCGCAAAGGGACGUAUCAUGAGUCACUUGACUUUGUGCAAUCACUAUGUGAAACAUCAUAUGGCUUAGUGGACGUAUUUCCAAUGGCAGAUCGCAAAAGUGCUCUUCGAGAGUCACUUGCAGAGAUCAAUGCGCAUGUGGCUACUGCUCAGGAUAGUGGUGGAGUGUGUUUUCCAAUGGGAAAGGGAAUGUAUCGUGUUGUUAAUAUACCGGAAGAUGAAGCCGUUCUUUUGAAUUCCAGAGAGAAGGCACCUUACUUGAUCUGUGUUGAAGUCUUGAAAAGUGAAACACUAAGCAAUACAAAGGAUGUGUCAAAUACUCAGAAGCUUUCUAAAGGAGGAAUUCCGUUAGCAAACGGGGAUGCACUAUUGCCGAAGCCCCCCCCUUGGGCUUAUCCUUUGGGGACUACACAGGAUAUGUACCGUAGUGGUUAUGAUAGGAUGUCAAGCUCAACUUCUCAAGCAAUUGAUCAGGCAAUGACUCAGUUGUGGGAGGCCAAAGUGAAAUUUGUUCACGUAAGUCUUUCUGUGGAGAAGCAGUUGCCUUGUCAGGCAAAGGUAAUGGAAAUGCGAAAUUCGAAUUGUGGCAUCCAUUCUUGUGGUCUUCAGCCGUUGGAGGUAAUAUCCAAUAGUUGUCAAGGAAGAUGUACAUGCCAUGUAUCAAAAGGAGAGCAUGGUAGUGAUUUGGAAUGGGUGAGGGUUGUAAUGACAGCAGAUCCUGGGGUUAACAUGGAUGACAUAAUGGAUCAAGGACCACCUCGCAGGAAGGAGCACCGCCGUGUUCCAAGUACGGUAGCUAUUGAGGAAGUAAAGGCUGCAACAUUAAAGGGAGAAGCACCAGCUGGCCUCCCUCUGAAAGGGCCUGGUCAGGAUUCAUCAGACGCACAACCAAAGGUUACGAAUGGUGGUGUCCCCAAAGCUGCUGAUGCAUUAUCUGGUGAACUUUGGGAGGUAAAGAAAGAGAGAAUACGGAAAGCUUCGGUUCAUGGAAAAUUACCUGGUUGGGACUUGCGCUCCGUUAUUGUGAAGAGUGGUGAUGAUUGUAGGCAGGAGCAUCUUGCUGUGCAACUUAUUUCUCACUUUUAUGAUAUAUUCCAGGAAGCUGGUCUCCCUCUCUGGUUGCGCCCUAAUGAAGUACUAGUUACUUCUUCUUACACAGCACUCAUUGAAACGAUUACUGAUACGGCUUCACUUCACUCUAUCAAAAGUAGAUUUCCCAACAUCACAAGUUUACGCGACUUUUUUGUUGCCAAAUAUCUGGAAAAUUCUCCUAGUUUUAAGCUUGCCCAGAGGAACUUUGUUGAAAGUAUGGCUGGCUAUUCCCUAGUUUGCUACCUUCUCCAGGUGAAGGAUCGACAUAAUGGAAAUCUUUUGUUGGAUGAAGAAGGUCAUAUCAUACACAUUGAUUUUGGCUUCAUGCUCUCUAAUUCACCUGGCGGUGUCAAUUUUGAGAGUGCACCAUUUAAAUUAACAAGGGAACUUCUUGAGGUCAUGGAUUCUGAUGCUGAGGGCAUUCCAAGCGAGUUCUUUGACUAUUUUAAGGUUCUAUGCAUUCAAGGUUUCCUAACAUGUCGUAAGCAUGCAGAGCGCAUAAUUCUUCUUGUUGAGAUGUUGCAGGACUCUGGUUUCCCAUGUUUUAAAGGUGGGCCUCGGACGAUUCAGAACCUAAGGAAACGAUUUCAUCUAAGUCUAACGGAAGAGCAAUGUGUGUCCUUGGUGCUUUCUUUGAUCAGUAGCAGCUUAGAUGCAUGGCGGACACGACAAUAUGAUUAUUAUCAAAGGGUAUUGAAUGGGAUAUUGUGAGACUAGAUUGAUUUCCUCUGCAUGAUUGUUCACUUGGAAAAGCCUGUUACUGAAUCUCUUCAUUAAGAAUUGCAUCGGAGUGCUGUGUGAUAAAAAAGAGCAGUUUUUUUUAUUAAUGGAUGGGGCGUCACCAAUUUUGUCAGGGUUAAAAAGGACUACUGAUAGCAGUUUGGCCUGUCUUUUUAUUAGCGCGAGGAAUUUUUGUAAUUUUAACGGCAGAAAUAACUUGGUGUGGUCUACCAGGCAAAAACCAGUGCAGCAUAAGUUCUUUUUUCCUUUUUUUUUUUUCUUUUUUUCUUUUCCCUUACAUUUUCUUUGUUCUUCUCUUCUCCUUUCAAGAAAGAGGAAUGCUUAUGGAUGAAGGGGAAUUUCUCAUUUUUUAACUUGAAGGAAGAUAUGCUUGUUGCCCUUUCUCAUAUUUGGGUAGCACAUACUGUACAGUGUGAUUCCAAUGAGGAAAAGGAUUAGAUAUGCAAGAAGGCUUUUGGAUGUUAUGAUUAAUGGCAUUUGUUACAGUCGGUCAGUUGUUUGAAGCAGCAAAAUACGGGUCAGUUAGUAUAUCCACCUCCGACAGGCACGCACAUGUUGGGGCUUAAUUCAUCAAUACUUCCAUUGGAGUUUGCAAAGUGGUUAUAAACAACAAUUGAUUGUAUGUGUAUAACAUAUUUUCAUUGAUCACAGUUCAUUUUACGGUGCAAUUUUUUCUUUUGGUGCUUGCGUUAGUGUGGACGUUUGGUGGUAUUGAUUUUGUGAUAUAAUACCCAUUUUGUAUCAUAUAUAUCCUGGUGUGGAAGUUAUUAUGCCCACUUGGGGUGUGCAUAAUAUAUACCUAGCUAGAGUGCCUAUGGUCUUCUUUCUCAUUCUUUGAGCUUUAAAUUUGAUGCUACAAUGUUCAAUUAUAUACUUGAUAGCCUUCGUAAUUUAUAGAUU
Camellia sinensis is the source of this 4785-nucleotide messenger RNA. The record is from RefSeq and is a predicted model, not a curated record. NCBI's taxonomy places the organism in Eukaryota, Viridiplantae, Streptophyta, Magnoliopsida, Ericales, Theaceae.